UUUGGACCUGUUAUCUGCUGGUUUGAUCGAGGUAUUGUAUUUUCACAAGCAGCAUCUUGUCAAGUAACACUGAAGAGAUAAACUCUUCAAACAGCCUUUGACCUCUCGUGUUAGUUGUUGUUCCAGCAGUUAUAAAUAGAAAAGUAUGUUUUAGUUUCUUUUUAAUUCAGAGGCAGUUCUUGCUCUGAGAGGUGCAGUUGAAGACGUCUUCGGGUUUCCACCAAGCCGUUUCUGACAGCUCUUCAGCCAUGGGUGAAUGGGGCUUCCUCGGCGGCCUUUUCGACAACCUUCAGGCCCACUCGCCGAUGCUCGGCCGCUUCUGGCUCCUUCUCAUGCUGGUGUUUCGGAUCCUGAUCCUGGGGACCGUGGCCAGUGACCUGUUUGAGGACGAGCAGGAGGAGUUUGCCUGCAACACCCUCCAGCCGGGCUGCAAGCAGGUGUGUUACGACAUGGCCUUCCCCAUCUCCCAGUACAGGUUCUGGGUCUUUCACAUAGUCCUCAUCGCUACACCUUCCAUGCUUUUCCUCAUGUACGCACAACAUCAUCACAACAAGAGAAGCAGACGCUCCAAAGGCAGCCAGAGUAGCAGACAGGACUACAGAGAAGAUGCCCAUUUCAGGAGGCUGUACAUUGUGAACGUGAUCUUUCGGAUCGUGGCCGAGAUGGGCUUCUUGGUGGGCCAGUGGCAGCUCUACGGCUUCAAGGUGGAGGCACAGUUCCCCUGUAGCCGCUUCCCUUGCCCCUACACGGUGGACUGCUUCACCUCUAGACCUGCUGAGAAAACGGUCUUCCUCUGCUUCUACUUCAUUGUAGGGGUGGUAUCGGCAGUUUCCAGCUGCAUUGAGCUAUUCCACAGCUCCAUUAAAUGGUUCUGCACCAAGCGGGAUCCGCUCACCCCUGAGCGCUCCUGCACCUGCCAGAAUCUCCACAACCUGMAACAAUCCGAGCUGGAGGGGAAACCAGCAGGACCGACAUCAGACAGCACUGCCAGCAGUGGGAAACUGAAGGGUGGGUCGCUGAGAGGCAGCAGGAAAGCAUCCAGCUUUAGCCACAAAUACAAGGGUGGCCGAUAUGUCAGCACCAAAACACUCAUGGUGUGAAAGACUCAAACCUCUUAACCCAAAACUGACUAUUUUUGGAAUUUUACACCAUUUAAGGAGGUUUGCCUGGUGGGAGACGCAAUAAGGAAAUGUUUGGAGCAGGAUGAGGAAAUGAGCAAAGACGAGACUGAUAAGGAAAACCAUGUUUUGCUGCUUCUGAUGAUGAACCGUUCCUGAAAAUAAACAGGCGAUUAGAACUCAGGAAUACACUUGAACUUGUUUAACACAUCACA
Austrofundulus limnaeus is the source of this 1333-nucleotide messenger RNA. RefSeq names its product gap junction delta-3 protein. Bases 249 to 1100 code for a protein of 283 amino acids. Lineage: Eukaryota; Metazoa; Chordata; Actinopteri; Cyprinodontiformes; Rivulidae. Gene Ontology annotation, cellular component: connexin complex. The record is from RefSeq and is a predicted model, not a curated record. Gene Ontology annotation, biological process: cell-cell signaling. Gene Ontology annotation, molecular function: gap junction channel activity involved in AV node cell-bundle of His cell electrical coupling. The transcript has 2 exons.